This is a messenger RNA of Ascochyta rabiei, 1551 nucleotides long. RefSeq lists its product as uncharacterized. The transcript has a single exon. Lineage: Eukaryota; Fungi; Ascomycota; Dothideomycetes; Pleosporales; Didymellaceae. The record is from RefSeq and is a predicted model, not a curated record. Bases 1 to 1551 code for a protein of 516 amino acids.
AUGGCCUCACAGGUUGGCUCCAUGUCGUCGCACCCCGACUCGUCCUCGCAACCCGCGCACGCCCGCUCGAUACAGUCGUCACGCACCUCAACACCCCGCUCGCGCUCCUCGUCGGCCAGCAGCGCCUCGUCCGACACGACGAUGCUCGAUGCGCCCACCCACCUCCCCCUCGCACCCGCCCGUCCACGCCAGGCCUCGGUCUCGCUGCCCCAGAGCGCGCCGUCCGCCUCCUCGUCCCCUUCCUCUUCUUCCUUUUCCUCUUCCGCCCAGCCCCCGCCCGCCGACCCCGCCUUCUCGCUGCUGCUCUCCCUGCCCCGCGAGCUGCGCGACCGCAUCUACACCUUCGCCCUCACGGCGGCCUACCCCUUCUGGUGGCCCAGCCAUGCGCCCGCCAAGCACGACGUCGCCGUCUCGCUGCUGCAGACGUGCAAGCAGCUCCACGACGAGGCCGCCCCCGUCCUCUACACCGCCAACAAGUUCCUCUUCACCCACCCGAGCGACUGCAACAUCUUCCGCGUCGUCGCCUCGCCCCACGCCGACCGCAUCCACAGCGUCUGGUUCCGCAUCCGCGAGAAAGACCUGCGCCUGUGGACCGCCUACCUGAGCAGCAAGAGCGCUGACCGCAGCCUGAAGGCCGACCUGCCCCGCCUGAAGAACCUCUGCAUCUUCAUGCGCUGUCUGAGCCUCGGCACCCCGCGCUUGCUGGGCCUGCUGGGCGUCCAGGGUGCAGGCGGUGCAGGCGGUGCAGGCGGUGUGGCCGUGCUUCCGCCGCCCAUGGCCGUGCAAGUCCAGGCCGUGCAGAACGCCGUGGGCCAGCAGGUCGCCGCCCUCCACCAGCAGUUCCACCACCUGGCCCACGCCGUGGCCGCCACAGGCCCGCCCGUCAUUGUCCCCACGGGCGCCCACCCCGGGCAGCACCUCCCACCCAUCCCGCCCCACACGCCCGCCGCCGCACACGCAAACACAGGACCGCACCACCACGCUCAGCCCCCACCCCCGCCCCCACCUCCCCCUGCAGUCCCCUUUGCUGCCUUCGCCGCUGGCGCAGUCCCACACCACCACCCUCAGCCUCCUGCCCCGGCCGCCGCCCAAGGACACCCGAACCUCAACGUCCUCACCACCUUUCUGCGAUUCGAGCGCGAGCUGGGCAUUGAAUCCCUCUGCAUGAGCUUGCGCGAGACACUGCACGACCCCUCACACAGAGUCGUGGCCCAUCAGCCCACAGCCCCAGCAGGCGCCGACGCACGCGGCGGGCAUCGCGAACGGCGGCGCCAAGACCGCGAGCGCGAGCAGGAGCGAGACCGGCGGAACGCCCAGAGCGAACACGGCGAGCGAGACAAGUCCGGCGACACAGACACGCCGCGAGAAAUCCCCGACGUCAAGAUUGUCUGCAUCAUGCGCGUCCCCAAGCCCGAGGUCAGCCGCCUGGUGCGCAUGUAUCCCGAGGAGCUGAGCGUGGACCGCAACGGCGACGCCCGCACGCGCUUUCGCCGCCUGCGUGGCGCCGACGUGUGUGUCGAGAUUAGCGGCUUCGAAGGCGUGCAGGGCUGA